CAAUCAACAAAACAUGUUAAUCUUUACCAUAUUAUAAUUUAUUGACCCUUAUCUUCUGACUUCAAACAUUUGAUCUAGGUAUAAUAUUUUUGUACUGUUGAUUAGGUACUUGUGUUUAUUCUACCAUCAAAGCAGUUACAGAUCUCUUAUCAAUAUGUCAACUUUUUUUUCGUAUCCGGAUUUCGAACUCCAGCAGAAACUAAGUGCGACUGCUAAAGCUAUUGUGGCACCUGGAAAAGGAAUUUUGGCGGUCGAUGAAUCCAAUGAGGGCAUUGGUAAGUUACUGGCAUCCGUUGGAUUGGAUAACACAGAGAAUAACAGAAGAAAAUAUCGACAACUUCUCUUUACUACAGAUAAUAUCGUCUCCGAAAAUAUAUCAGCGGUGAUCUUGUUUGAUGAGACGGUAUACCAGAAGACCGAUGAAGGUACACUUUUUAUGGAUGUGUUAAAAAGGAAAAAUAUAAUACCGGGUAUUAAAGUCGAUAAGGAUGUUGUACCGUUGUUUAUGUCUGAAGAUGAAUUUACGACGCAAGGCUUAGGUGAUUUAGCCAAACGCUGUGCUGAAUACAAGAACCGCGGUUGUAAAUUUGCAAAAUGGCGUUGCCCAUUAAAGAUUGGGGAGCGAACACCAUCAGUACUCGCCAUUCAGGACACAGCAAAUGUCUUAGCGAGAUAUGCCUCGGUGUGCCAGAGCCAAGGCUUGGUGCCUAUCGUGGAACCGGAUGUGCUUAUUGAUGGGGAUCACGACAUUGAAAGAGCUCAAAAGGUGACGGAGGUCGUUUUAGCUGCUGUAUAUAAGGCGUUAAAUGAUCACCACGUGUUUUUGGAAGGAACUUUGCUGAAACCUAAUAUGGUAACUCCUGGUCAACAAUGCUCAAAACGAAGUAGCUUAGGAGAAAUUGCAUCGGCUACUGUCACUGUAUUGUUGAGAACAGUGCCGGCUGCUGUACCAGGUAUAGCAUUCUUAUCUGGUGGUCAAUCUGAAGAAGAUGCUACGUUAAAUCUGAAUGCUAUCAAUCAAGUGGAUAUGAAGAUACCCUGGGCCCUCACCUUCAGUUACGGGAGGGCUCUCCAAGCGUCCGUGUGGAAGACUUGGGCUGGAGUGGACGCGAAUGUUAAAAUGGCACAACAAGAGCUAUUAAAGAGGGCUAAGGCCAAUGGAUUCGCUUCCCUGGGAAAAUACAAGAUUCCUGUCACAACAUCUGCCGGUGAUGCAUCGAAUUAUAGUAAAAACCACAAGUACUAGGUGCGUCGUUUAUAUGUACGAAUAAAC
Molecule: messenger RNA, 1273 nt
Organism: Vanessa tameamea
Lineage: Eukaryota; Metazoa; Arthropoda; Insecta; Lepidoptera; Nymphalidae
Product: fructose-bisphosphate aldolase-like
Exons: 9
Coding region: 155-1246 (363 amino acids)
Biological process (GO): glycolytic process; fructose 1,6-bisphosphate metabolic process
Cellular component (GO): cytosol
Molecular function (GO): fructose-bisphosphate aldolase activity
Source: RefSeq, a predicted model, not a curated record